Molecule: messenger RNA, 1705 nt
Organism: Hyphopichia burtonii NRRL Y-1933
Lineage: Eukaryota; Fungi; Ascomycota; Pichiomycetes; Serinales; Debaryomycetaceae
Gene: LAP3
Product: bleomycin hydrolase
Exons: 1
Coding region: 185-1681 (498 amino acids)
Biological process (GO): response to toxic substance; L-homocysteine catabolic process; proteolysis
Cellular component (GO): cytoplasm
Molecular function (GO): cysteine-type aminopeptidase activity
Source: RefSeq, a predicted model, not a curated record
CUUAUAUUCAAUGUAAUUACAACCUUAUCAGUUAUAAUGUUGCAAAGUAUUGAAAUUGUGGAUUCCGCGUCCGGGGAUUUUGUCAGCCAUACAAACCCCCUUAUCUAUACCAAGGGGACUAUAAAUACUCAGGUACUUGCCCCCUAUUCAGUCACCAGGUAGCUCUGUACUAUACUUAUUCAUAAUGGGAUCUACUACGUCUAAAGAAUACGAACCAAGGGUCAGCGAGGAAAUCGUUGAUGAGAAAGCUGCUUAUCGAAAGGAUACUAACAUUGAAGCUAAAAUGAGAGGAUUGGCCUUGAGUCCAGCCAAUAAUGAAUCUAGUGAACUUUCGGUCGAUUCGUUAUCUGGAUGGGAAGCCGAUUUGUUGUCGGAUCCAAAAAAUAGGUUAGCUCAGACUGCAUUAGCUAAGAAUCCAAUCACUGCCAUUAUUAAUACUACUAAGGUUGAUCAGAGCUUACAGGAUCAAUACUUCUUCAAUGUGGAAGUAGAAACCAUUGGUUCUCCUUCUUAUUAUGAUAAUCAAAAGUCAUCGGGACGCUGCUGGAUCUUUGCUGCUUCAAACGUGUUGAGAAGUCAUGUUAUCAAGAAUUAUAAUUUAAAACCAGAUGGAUUCCAAUUGUCUCAGAGUUAUCUUUACUUCUACGAUAAAUUGGAAAAAGCCAAUUAUUUUUUGGAAAACAUCAUUGAUACUGCUGAAGAACCCUUGGAUUCCAGAUUAAUUCAAUACUUAUUGAGUGCUCCGGUUAACGACGGUGGUCAAUGGGAUUUGAUUAUUAAUUUGGUUAACAAAUACGGGGUUGUUCCCCAAGAAGUUUUCCCCGAUAACGCCCAAGCUGUGUCGUCAUCUGGGUUCAACCAUGUCUUAACUGAAAAAUUAAGAGAGUAUGCCUUGAUUUUAAGAAAAUUGAUUAAUGAAGGUGCUAGUAAUAAAGAAAUAUAUGAUGCUAAGAAUACCUUCAAUAAGGAGAUUUAUAAUAUCACUGCCUUGUCCUUGGGCACUCCUCCAAAGCCAACCGAUUCGUUUACUUGGGAGUUCAUCGAUAAAAAUGGCAAAUACAAUUACUUUGAAACCAACGCUAAAGAUUUCUACGCCAACCAUGUUAAAUUCGAUGCUUCAAAACAGUUUUCCUUGGUAAAUGACCCAAGAAAUGAUUUUAAUAAGUUAUACACCGUUGAAAGAUUGAACAAUGUUUACGAAGGUAAGCCAAUUGAGUAUAUCAAUACCUCUUCGAAUACUUUGAAAAAAAUCGCCAUUAAACAAUUGAAAGACAACGAGCCUAUCUUCUUUGGUUCCGAUGUUGGCAAAUUCUCCGACCGUGAUUCAGGGAUCUUGGAUACAAAUGCUUACUCCUAUAAAUUAGGUUUUGGCACCGAUUUUAAACUAACGAAACUGGAGAGACUCCAAACUGGUUCUUCUGCCAUGACUCACGCCAUGGUCAUAACCGGUGUUCAUUUGGAUCCUAAGACCCAAAAACCCGUCAGAUGGAAAAUUGAAAACUCCUGGGGUGAUGCCGUUGGUGAUAAAGGCUACUUCCUUAUGACUGAUGAUUGGUUUGAUGAAUACGUUUUUCAAAUCGUUACAAACAAAAAGUACACCGACAAAGACCUUUAUGACGUAUACAAAAAGAAAGAUUUUGUUACUUUACCUUUCUACGAUCCUUUGGGUGCCUUAGCUUAAAUAUGUAACAGAGAAUAAUAUGCC